CGUAUUCAUAUGCAAUCUACAAUUGCGUAUCUGCGCUCUUAUACAUUAACGUUGCGUAUUUUACUAUCGAAAAAAUAAAAUAACAUCGUCACAAUUUUUUUAUACACGAAUGACACACGUGAAAAAAAUUCACUUUUGAGCAAUCAAAUUCGAGCAAAAAUCGUUGGUGCUUGGCUCUCGUUCGACAGACGCUUCGGGAGAUUUUUGCAAAGAAAAAUGUUAAGAGGCAAUGAAUAUUUUGAAAAUGCUAACAUAACGUGCGACUAUUGCGCCUGGAUCAAUGAGAUCCUGGCUAGAGUCAGCGCCGAGACGCAGAUCAAAAAGAAAAAGGAGCCGCUGGUGGAUCCGAUUGUCAUUGUUCACGGAGGUGCCGGCAGGAUACCCCGAUACGCACGAACAUUUAUGCUCGACGAGGUGAAGAAAGCCGCGGUAGCGGCAUAUCGCGAUCUACUGAAAGGACGCUGUUCGCUGGACGCGGUUGAGCGUGCGAUUUGUCACAUGGAGAGCAAAAAGUAUUUCAACUGUGCAUACGGAGGCUCCUUGGACGCCAACGGAGAGGUCGUGAUGGACGCCGCGGUAAUGACGAAUAAUCUUCGUGCGGGUUGCGUGGGUGCCGUUCGUAAUAUAGCACAUCCCAUAUCGUUAGCCAAAAUGGUCCUGCAGCAAACGGAGCAUGUGCUAAUAGUCGAAGCUGGAGCGCAAAAAUUCGCCUUGGAGUCGGGCGUUCCCACUUUGUCACCUGGCCAAUUGAUCGUUACGUCCGAUUCGAAGACAUCCUUGCACGAAGAAGGAAAUAACGAAGUGCAAGAUGUGAGAAAGACGCAAGAGCUUCUACAAGAUGAGGACAAACAAUCUGAUAAAAAGGAAUGCAUACCGGAAUGUGUAAUUGAAAGAUACGGAGAUAAGGAAGAAGGCGCUACCCUCGAGGUCGCUGCAUUAGACGAAUCUUUGGAAAUUGAGCCUGAUUUUAUACAGCUCGGCGCGGUCGGAGCAGUGGCUUACGAUCGGAAGAAACGUCUCGCCAGCGGUACCUCAACGGCUGGAGAAUCAGGAAAGCUGCACGGAAUCGUGAGCGCGACCGGCACGGCGAUCGGUUGCGGCAUUUACGUUGAUCAAAACGGCUGCGUGUCCGUCUCGGGUUGCGACAAAGCUAUCUACAGACACGCGCCAGCUCAGUGGAUCUUACAGCGACUGCAGCGAAAGGCGACGUCGAUCGACGAAGCGGUCACCGAGGUGCUGAAGGACUUCGAGGAAGAAACCGGAGGAGCAUCUCCGCCGGAAUCUGAUGUGGGCGUGAUCGCGUUGACCAGCGAAGGAAUGCCGUCGGUGUCCUUCAAGUGCUUACAUUUUCCCUGGGCGUAUUGCGACAAGGGCUACGUGUACUACGGAUGCGCGAGGAAUGAGAAAUUCUCGGAGAAGAUCGAUGUCAUCGAACGACCGUAUGAUUGCAUGUGCGAAGAUUCCAAUUAGGCGAAAUGCGCCGUUCAAAGAACCGCUAUCGAUUUUAGCUAUAGAGACUGCAGCAAACUCAAUUGGCGCAUCUCUGAUCAAUAUAAUUCAAUUUUUUACAUUCUAA
Wasmannia auropunctata (little fire ant) is the source of this 1576-nucleotide messenger RNA. Its product is annotated as isoaspartyl peptidase/L-asparaginase. The coding region runs from base 217 to 1470 and encodes 417 amino acids. Gene Ontology annotation, molecular function: hydrolase activity. NCBI's taxonomy places the organism in Eukaryota, Metazoa, Arthropoda, Insecta, Hymenoptera, Formicidae. The transcript is spliced from 5 exons. The record is from RefSeq and is a predicted model, not a curated record.